AACACGAAAAUUAUCAGAUGCAAAUCAGUACGAGCAACUUUUACGUAAUAGUCUAACAAAACCAAUGCCCACAAAAUCACAAAGAUCAGCACCUUUGGGAUUUAUCGGUACAAUUAGCAACGUCCUUUUUGGAACGCUUACAGAGGACGACGCAAAAUAUUAUAACCAGGAAAUAGACAAAAUUUAUAAAGACCAAAAACACUUAUCAGAACUAUUGGGAAAACAGACGCACAUUGUUAGAUCAGAAUUCCAAGACAUUCACCAAGACCUAAUAAAACUAAGGAAUUCUUCCUUAAUAAUGGAUAACAAAAUAAAACAGUUAACAGCAGGUCUCCUUAAACUCGAUGAAGUCGAGACAGAGAUGGAGUUACAAAGAGCCUCAACGUCUUGGACGUAUCAAAUAUCCAGACAAAUGGACGAAUACCUUCAGGCUUUACUAAUAUUGACAGACGCAACAAUGUUUGCUAAAUUAGGAAUGUUACACCCAGCUAUAUUAUCACCCGAUGAACUCGAGCUAACAUGUACCCGUAUUAACCAAUCAACACCAUAUGAAUUUCUCCUCUCCCUAACAGAACUACGAUCAGAAAGAUUUUAUAGAAUAAUCAUAAUCAGCACAAUAUAUUCAAAUGGAAGAAUGCUCAUAUCAAUCGAAAUUCCCCUCCUAGAUAAAGCACCCUUUAACCUAUAUUGGCUACAUCCAUUACCAUCCUUUUUACCAAUUUCACAUAACAUUUCCAGUGCCAUGCUCAUUGUACCACAAACCCCAUACCUCGCAAUCGAUGACACUCAUAAGGAAUAUCUCUUGCCAACGGAAAGCUUCAUACAAGGAUGCAAGAUUCACCCCACCAAAUACAUCUGUCAGCUUACAUUGCCAUUAUACAGCCUAGAAGAAGCACCAAUUUGUGAAACUGACCUUUUUAUUCAAAAACGUAUCAUAGGAUGGAAAAAUUGUCACAUAAGAUCAUUAAAAUCAACCGGCAUAUUUAUCAAUUAA
Molecule: messenger RNA, 994 nt
Organism: Hylaeus anthracinus
Lineage: Eukaryota; Metazoa; Arthropoda; Insecta; Hymenoptera; Colletidae
Exons: 1
Coding region: 65-994 (309 amino acids)
Source: RefSeq, a predicted model, not a curated record